GGAGGAAGGGAAGGGCCGCCAUCUUGUUGUCGCGUCGCCGCCGCCGCCGCCAUAGUCCGAGCGGAGUCACGGCCGACGGGCUGCGAGACGGGCCGAGCCGCAGCGGGAAGUGAGCGCGGCCGCCAGGCAGGCAGAUUGAAGUGAGUAGAUUGGACGGAACUCAAGUGUGUUGGAAGACUUUUUAAAGAGUGGUCCCACAGGGCAUCAGCGCAAGUGACUGGUUUCUCUUGGGUGACUUUACAGGUGUUUGCCUGUGUUGCAAUAAGAGACUCAUCUAUUGAGCAGGACCUAAUUUAUCUCUUCAUCUUGGAGAGUUUAAUAAACUAUUACACUUUCCGUACUCACAACUGUUUGGAAGUUGAAAGACAUUUAAAAGGCAAACAUGAGUACGGCCAGAACAGAGAACCCUGUUAUAAUGGGUCUCUCCAGUCAAAAUGGACAGCUGAGGGGCCCAGUAAAACCUGGUGGUGGUCCAGGAAGCGGGGGGACACAGGCUCAGCAACAGAUAAACCAGCUGAAACAUCCCAACACAAUCAACAAUGGCACUCAGCAGCAAGCACAGAGCAUGGCCUCCACCAUCAAACCUGGCGAUGACUGGAAGAAGACUUUAAAGCUCCCUCCGAAAGACCUGAGAAUCAAAACGUCGGAUGUGACGUCGACAAAAGGAAAUGAGUUUGAAGAUUAUUGUCUGAAGCGGGAGUUGCUGAUGGGAAUUUUUGAAAUGGGCUGGGAAAAGCCAUCUCCUAUUCAGGAGGAGAGCAUUCCUAUUGCUUUGUCUGGAAGGGACAUCUUAGCCAGAGCUAAGAACGGAACUGGCAAGAGCGGUGCCUACCUCAUUCCAUUACUUGAAAGGCUUGACUUAAAGAAGGACAACAUACAAGCAAUGGUGAUUGUGCCCACAAGAGAACUUGCCUUGCAAGUCAGUCAGAUCUGCAUCCAGGUCAGCAAACACAUGGGAGGGGCGAAAGUGAUGGCAACCACAGGAGGAACCAAUCUGCGGGAUGAUAUAAUGAGGCUUGAUGAUACCGUUCAUGUUGUAAUAGCAACACCGGGAAGGAUUCUGGAUCUCAUCAAAAAGGGGGUAGCAAAAGUGGACCACAUCCAGAUGAUUGUCCUAGACGAGGCAGACAAGUUACUGUCCCAAGACUUUGUGCAAAUAAUGGAGGACAUUAUACUCACUCUACCUAAGAACCGGCAGAUUUUGUUGUACUCGGCCACUUUCCCUCUAAGCGUGCAGAAGUUUAUGAAUUCCCACUUGCAGAAACCCUACGAGAUUAACUUGAUGGAGGAGCUGACUCUGAAGGGGGUGACCCAGUACUACGCUUACGUAACCGAGCGCCAGAAAGUGCACUGCCUCAACACACUGUUUUCCAGGCUCCAAAUAAAUCAGUCCAUCAUCUUCUGUAACUCCUCCCAACGGGUUGAAUUAUUAGCUAAGAAAAUCUCCCAGCUCGGGUACUCCUGCUUCUACAUUCACGCAAAGAUGAGACAGGAGCACCGCAAUCGAGUGUUCCAUGAUUUCCGGAAUGGCUUAUGCCGCAACCUUGUUUGCACUGAUCUCUUUACUCGAGGUAUUGAUAUUCAAGCUGUGAAUGUUGUGAUCAAUUUUGAUUUUCCAAAGCUGGCAGAGACAUAUCUCCAUCGUAUUGGCAGAUCAGGUCGAUUUGGCCAUCUAGGCCUAGCCAUCAACUUGAUCACCUAUGACGAUCGUUUCAACCUGAAGAGUAUUGAAGAGCAGCUGGGGACAGAAAUUAAGCCCAUCCCUAGUAACAUCGACAAGAGUCUGUAUGUGGCAGAAUACCACAGCGAGACCGUAGAAGAUGAUAAACCGUAAUUGCUGCGCUUUACUUAAACACAAAAGCUAAAGCCCUUUGAUCUGGACCUGUGAAACAUCAUUUUUGGGGGGAGGCUCCUCUCUGAGGGUUUUUCAUCUUUUUGUUUUGGAACAAUUAAAAUUACAGAGCUUUCCCCUCCUUAAAAAAAAAAAAUUGGCUGUGAAGACAAAAGCAGAAGAUAGGAAGAAAAUACCUUUUGUUUUUCCCACUUGUUUGCACUGUGUGCUGACUGAACAUUAGUUGCACUAACUGCUGGUUUUAAUUUCUUUCUUUGUGAUGGAGUAGAAGAACUCUGAAAUGAGAAGAUUCCCAAACUCCAUCUUGACUGCAAUUUCAAAUUCACCCACAGCUGCCCGACUGAGUACAUUUCAACUUCUCCCUGGCUCCUCCUCAUCUGUCUUUUGAGCUAAAGAGCUUGUUACUUAUUUGUGCAAAGUGCCUUAUGCUAUGAGACCAUUCAGAAAAUCCCUUUUGGAUACAGCGCAAGGAGUCGUUUUGGUUCAGGUCGAAGUCUCUUUCCCCGCCUCUGUUUCCUUCCCCUUCCGGGUGCUGGAAGGUGGCCCUUGUCAGUAGUUUUGUUUGGUUAACUUUCUUUUAAUGGAGGAAUUGAGAUGCAGUUGCUGUUCACCCACUCUGUAAAUAUGUGUAUUUAAGCAAAAUAACCUGGAUGGCCUGGGUUGAUUGAGGGAAACCUCCACACUCUGAGAGGAAAGAGCCACUUGCCAACCAAUCUGCAGCAGGAGCCCCCCAAAACGCCCCCGGGGCUCUCGCAGAACACUACAGACUGCCCUCCGUGAGUCUCCCGUGGGGGGGUGCAGCACUUGCUGUCUCCAAGCCAUGAUGGUUUUUCCUCUCUUACGUGUUUUGCAGAAAAUUGGAUGUGUAUACUUGUAUAAACUCUGUAAAUAUGUGUUUUUCUGUUAAGGGUUCAUAUAAGUUUCUUUUCUCUUUGUUUGGAUGAGGCUUGCUGGCGUUAAAGGGAUUAUAGAUAGAUCUUGACAGCAGCUAAAGGUGAGAGGGGCUCAGUUUUCUGCAACGCUACUCGGUACCAAGCACGUUUGACUCCACGCCUCUAGGCAGGCCUGGCUUGCUUUAGGGGUUGCAAUAUUUGGAAGAGUGCCGGGCAAGGCCCUUUCCCCCCUCCCCCGGGAAAAACAACCCUCCAGGGGAAGCUGGGUUUGUCUUAAAGGGGAGGAGACCCAACCGCCUCCUUUGUCUCAAAGCGAGGCAGAACCAAAAGCGACUCCAAAGAGGCAAAGGCCCGGUCAAGCCUGGCAGCUUCUGGCAUUGGAACUUCCUGCCAGCUUGUGGCGAUUCUGUUUGAAGCCCGUCCGAUGAGAGAUUCGAGAGCAGGCAAGGCGAGCCCUCUGCUCUUCCCCCAACAGGGUGUGGGUGGGGGUGGGUGUGCUUCCAUUACAGUAGUGUUGCUUUAAAGUGUGCCCCUCCCAAUGUGCUUGAUGUUUGGCCUGAUGUGCAGGCAGAAAGAGUGAGACCACUCAACCUGUAAAUGUCUUUAACGAUUCCCUGUCGGCCUGCCAGCAGCAGAGUGCCAGGAGGCACCAGGGCUCUCUUGGCUCCGAGACAAGAGGGUUGGAGCCCACCCCAACCCUCCUCCUUGCCCUGGCAAGCUAAGCAGUUCUGAUAGAAAGUACCACCUUUUUCCAGCCCCGACCUCAAGAGAACUGCCUUGAGCCGGGUGCCUCCUGACAACCCUUUGGGAGUGGAACAUGUUUUGUCCAAGUAACCGUAGCAAAAGUUGUAUUAACAGAAAGCUCUUCCGCUGGGAAUUCCACUGAGGCUGCAUUCGGUGAGCAAGUGCUUUUUGGGGUGGGGGAGGGGGGCACUUGCGACCCAAAGCAACAUUUCGCUCUUCUGCAGCAGCCGGGGGCGUUCCCAAAGGAGGAAAGAGCCUUGAAACUUGCGAGAACACGUGCAACACCGGAUUCGGUGCCGUGAGUUGAGGUGGCCACUCUGUCCAGCCUGGCCACGCUCCUCUUGUCACUCUUGAAGCACAGCCUUUUGUAACGAGAAAGUAUUACUUCACCUGCGGCCGCCUAGCCGAGGAGCGGCCUCAGCCUCGGACCACCAUUUUUGGGUAGCUUUGUUUGGGUCAGAAAGCCACCCGACAAUGGCUCCUUGUCUCUCAGUG
Molecule: messenger RNA, 3984 nt
Organism: Pseudonaja textilis
Lineage: Eukaryota; Metazoa; Chordata; Lepidosauria; Squamata; Elapidae
Gene: DDX6
Product: DEAD-box helicase 6
Molecular function (GO): nucleic acid binding; RNA helicase activity; ATP binding
Source: RefSeq, a predicted model, not a curated record